Molecule: messenger RNA, 1642 nt
Organism: Leptidea sinapis
Lineage: Eukaryota; Metazoa; Arthropoda; Insecta; Lepidoptera; Pieridae
Exons: 11
Coding region: 59-1567 (502 amino acids)
Source: RefSeq, a predicted model, not a curated record
UAAAAAAUUCACUUCCUAACAGUAAAUUAAAAUAUGAAAUACGGAGUUAGUUAUUAAAAUGCUUCACUUUUAUUAUUUGUUUUGUGUUUUAAUAAAAGAUUUCGUGGUUGGGGCUGGCUCUGACUCGGAGUUUCAAAAUAAAGUUAAUGCAUAUUUCAAAAGCGCAAAUUUCGAUGAUUUCCAAAAACACUGGCAAAAAGAUAGAAGGUCUUAUGAGAACGCUAUUGGAUUAGCCCUAAAAGAAAAUUACGGCUUUGAGGGUAUGAACGUCUACAUCAGAAAAUCUGCAGACUCACAGAGAAUAGCGAGUGGUUUCUACUUCACGGAUAAUGUGGUUGGAGUGGCGUUGCGAGAUAUCUUCCUGAUACAAAUGCCACACAUAGAAAUGCCACAGGUAACAUUCGCUUUAGCGUCAAACGCGUUCCGGUUGGAAGCCGGACUCAGUAAGGUGUUAAUUCACAGCCAGUAUUUUAUGUUCAGAAAUUAUUCUGUCAUACAAAAUGGUGAGCCGGAACAGAGUUUCUCUCCCUUUGCGCUGCCUAGGGUCGAUGAUCGUGGACAGUUGGCUAUUGUGGCCGAUGAUUGUAUGUUGGUUGGGUACGCUAUCAUCACACUCAAUGGUCAGUCGGUGAGUUUAGGGCACGACACUUUUAAGGUCGAACGUUGUAAAUUUUCUAUUGAGAUAUCAUCUUUUGGAAUGCAUGAUCUGCCAGUUAUAGCUCCAUAUUUUGAUGAAGAACAGGGUAAGCUGAUCGAGAAGUUGAUAACGAAGCCGAUACGACAGGAGUUGAUACCAAAGCUGCAGGCAGCACUCUUGACCUACAUCAACACAACUGUUAUCUUUCACGACAAUCUCACAAAGUAUCGGCAAAGGCAACGUAAAUUGUUUAAGUACAUAUCAAGUUUUCUCACGACUAUAACACAAAAGGUAAACAGAGGUACAGCACAGACGUAUCAGGGUGUAAUAGAUUUGAGGCCGUUGGAAGUAACGUGGACAGCUUGGGAAAAAGAACGCUGGAGGAGUGAAAGAACAACAUUAAUGCUGAAGAACAUUAAAUUAUUUGGUUUGGAUACACUCUAUACAGGGCACAAUGGUGGAGCUUACAAAUUGGACGCAUUAAAUAUUGCUGAGAGUCUAAGAUAUAAUUUUAUACAGGUCCAAGGCAAAUACUUCUCCAAGAGCGUUGACGAGCGAACUGUAAACACCUUUGUUGCUGAGAUCAGUGAUGUGACGAUGAACGUAGAGUUUGGUAUUGAUGGAAAAGACCAUUCGAUAAAUUUUGUUGAUUGGGGGAAUUUGGAGUUUUCAAUUAUGGGGUUGAAUAAAAGUAUAGGAGAAAGAUUAAUUGCAGAUGCCUUAAUAAGUGGUCACUUAUUAAACGAGGUAUCAACUGUUUUAACUGAACAUCUAUUGCAUCAAUUCAAAAAUUGUCAAAAUUCUCAUACACAUGUCCGUUCAAUGAAAAAAGACUUAAGCCCUAGUGGUGAGGGGAAUGUUCAAGCCUCAGGCAAUAUAGGAAGGCAAAAGAUAGGAAAGCUAAAGAAAAAGAAGAAAGGCUUACCUUGAAGAUAAGAAGAAAAGUAAAAAUAGAAUUUGAAAUUGUCACGAUACUUUAAUGUCUUAUUAAAUCUUGACAAUAUA